This is a messenger RNA of Priapulus caudatus, 2645 nucleotides long. Its product is annotated as beta-1,3-glucan-binding protein-like. NCBI's taxonomy places the organism in Eukaryota, Metazoa, Priapulida, Priapulimorpha, Priapulimorphida, Priapulidae. The transcript has 10 exons. Gene Ontology annotation, molecular function: hydrolase activity, hydrolyzing O-glycosyl compounds. Gene Ontology annotation, biological process: carbohydrate metabolic process. The coding region runs from base 163 to 1368 and encodes 401 amino acids. The record is from RefSeq and is a predicted model, not a curated record.
CGAGGCGGAGGGCGACGACGUCACGUGGCCGCGCUAUAUAAGGCAGCUCGGCGACGGUCAUGCCACGUUACUUCUACACCAGAGUCUGUUCUUUCCACUCGUCCGAAGUCACUGCAGCGUUGGUUUACAGGCUUCAAUCGUUGGUACUGCACAAACACGGGCAUGAGGUGGGAGCUGGCUUUAACGCUGCUGCUGUGUGCUGCCGGGGUGCUGGCUCAGGACGGAACAGGAGCGGAAGAUCCGGCCGGUGCCGGGGCCGGUGCCGGGGCCGCUGCCGGGGGCGCUCCACGCUACGAAGUCACAGAACCGUCUGAGUGCAAGCAAUACCCUUGCCUUAUUUUCGAAGAACUGUUCGAAAAUCUAGACCUGAAGACAUGGGAGCAUGAGAUCACUGCCAGCGGAAACGGGAACUGGGAAUUCCAGACUUACACAAACAACAGGAGCAACAGCUUCGUCAAGGAAGACAAACUUUACAUCAAGCCUACUCUAACAGACGACCAGUACGGCGAGGAUUUCGUUUAUGGUGGAAGCCUCGACCUGUGGGGCGGUAACGGAAACAACGAUGAUUGCACAGGAAACCAGUUCUUUGGGUGCUAUCGCGAGGGACCCGGCUUCAACCCUCAGACUAGAGAGAAAAACCCGGGUGAAAUCAUUAACCCAGUUAAGUCAGCGCGUCUGAGAACCAAAGAUAGCUUCGCUUUCAAAUACGGACACAUUGAUGUCACAGCCAAGAUGCCAAAAGGAGACUGGCUCUGGCCAGCUGUCAAGCUAAUCCCCAAAUACACGAGCUACGGCAAGUGGCCGGCAUCUGGUGAAAUCGACAUAAUCGAGUCUAGAGGCAACUUUAACAUCACUGGUGACUUCGGUCAGGCUCUUGGUGCCGGUGUCGUCCAGUCGACGCUGCACUGGGGUCCGUACUGGCAAGCCAACGGCUUCUUCAGAACCAUCGCCGGAAAGCCACUGGAUCAUGAUGGUUUCCAUAAGUACGGUGUCACGUGGACAAAGGAUUUCAUCAAGUUCUACAUUGACAACCAGCCACUGAUGGAAAUUAACCCGGAGACAAACUUCUUUGAAUUCGGCAUGUACGAGAAAUUCUUAGACAUCGCUAACCCAUGGUCCGGCGGAACGAAGAUGGCUCCAUUCGACCAGGAGUUCUACCUCGCCAUCAACUUGGCCGUCGGCGGAACAAACGGCUACUUCAGUGAUCUGUGGACUUACGCCCCCACCACGAAGCCCUGGGCCAACCUCGCCCAGUUCCCGAUGAGAGACUUCUGGGAGAAGAAGGAAGAGUGGUAUCCCACGUGGCAGGGCGAUGAGAGCGCCUUCGUCGUUGACAGCAUUCGUGUAUGGAAGAUCGAAGAAGACUAAGCAAAAGAAAGAAGCGCGUGUAUACCUCUCGGCAACAUUCGGAAACCGACGAGCUGGCAUACAUAGCGCUUGAAUGACUCCGAAGAUGUUGCGCGCUAGAAAAUUAUUGUAAACUUAAAGCAGAGGUGACUGUUCAGAAGGAAUGCCCACUUGUAAGCCACAACACCGUUGUCAUCCUGACCUGAAUGGUCUAUCUAUCGUGUCGAGGGCCGUUGUCAGAACAAUGCGAUACUUGGAGCUGAUAUUAUGACAACGAUCAAUUUUAGGGAAUAGAUUAGUAUUACGAUAAAUAAUAACGACAAAGUUACGACAUUUCUCUAAACACUCGUCCCGACACCAAAAAUGAUGACGAGGAUUAAUCUUAGGACUGAUCAUUGUUGUGACAAUUACCUCUCAGGUGUGAGACGACGAUGUGACAAUACGAUCUCGCGACGUUAAUCGAAUGUAGGUGACAACGUGGGUGAAUGACACGCUUAUAGCAACGGCGGAUAUAUACGCAUCAUAUGGUGUACAUUCCUAUCACACUCUCCCCUAUGUGAUUUUUGUGUGACCAAUGCUGUAAGCCAAAGCAGCCCAAUUUAGAAAAAAAACAUUAAUUUCCUAUGGAUGAUCGAAACUAGUGAUAUAUUUCCUUCUAAUCUAUAGAACUUCAGGAAACCUAUGGGAGCGUUUAUAUCACAAUUUUCCUUAAAUCUCUCCGUUUCUCGUACGUUUAGAAAGUAGAAUAGAUGAACUAAUUUCCCUACAACUGUUAUUAAUUAAUUCGACUGCGAUUCGGCGCAUUAUUUUCGAACUAACACUGUACAGGAUGGAUGUUCAUUCAUGACAACCGCACAACAGUAAGAUGGUGGUGUAUAACUGCCGAAUCACUGAUGAAGACAGAUUAGAAUAUUGCUGCGUUACAUUUACACUAUUAAGCAACUUAUUCAACGGAAUUCAACAGGAAUUCCUCGCUGUAUUUCACGUAUAUAUAUAUAUAUAUAUAUAUACAGAAGCGUACCUGCGUGUAUAUAUAUUUAUAUAUAUAUAUAUAUACACGCAGGUACGCUUCUGCAUCGACUUGCUGGUCCAUGCACUACUUGAGAAAAAUCACUCUUGCUAUUACCUGCUCCCAAAUCUUAUCUAACGAUCUUCAACAAUAUUACAAGAUUAUAAACCGCUUGGUGCGUGUAGGCUUGUUAGGGUUUCUACUGUUUUACUGUUACCUAUAUGAUUUUGGAAUCCCGUGUGUAUAUAUUUUUUAUCUGGAGAUAUUAAACUACUACUGUUACAAGAUA